AUGACAGUUCUUGUCGAUAAUAAUAGUGGAGCUGGCAGCGCCACCUCUUCAACUUCUACACAAAAUCCGGAAUUGGAACAAAAGGAACAAAUCAAACAAUUGAAAUCAAACAAUAACGCUACAACCAAUAUCCAACUCCCUUCUUCUUCUUCUUCUUCCGAAACUGUCAAAAGUGAACAAUCACCACCACUUCAACAACCCGCGCCACAACAACAACAACAACAAACAACUAAAUCAGAAUUACAAGAAAGUAAGGCUGAUUGGGAUACAAAGUAUCAGACUGAAUUACAAUUAAAUGAAAUGUUGUCAGAAUUUCUUAAAGAGGAUUUCGAGUUGUCCAAUAGUUUGGGCGAACCCAUCAACGAGACGGAACCAAUAGAUAUUCCCUCAUCGUCUUCUACGACCACUACAUCGCGAUCCACUCCAAUGUAUACAUCAGCCAACAAUCUCCGCGAAUCAUAUACCUCUGCCUCUUCUACACCCAACGUUCUCAGUUCCUCUGGCACCUUUUCCAACAGUCCUCUCAACCAAUCCGUCAAUGGCGGAAGUCCAAGUGCAAGCUAUGGAUCCCUCUCAUCGGCUGCCGACUCUCCAUCACGACACUCUACCAAAGAACCCAAAAAGGCAAUGCUAACCGAUCUCCUUGACCAAAUCGAUCUCGAAAGCAAUAAUACCACUUCUUCUCCAUCCUCCAAAGAAAAAGAUAAAAAGAAAGGAAAAUUCAAAUUCUUCUAG
Molecule: messenger RNA, 735 nt
Organism: Cavenderia fasciculata
Lineage: Eukaryota; Evosea; Eumycetozoa; Acytosteliales; Cavenderiaceae
Exons: 2
Coding region: 1-735 (244 amino acids)
Source: RefSeq, a predicted model, not a curated record